AUGGAUUUGUGGAGGCAAAACUUCAUUUCUAAAAACUACGAUUAUGUGUUGAUUGAUGAAAGAUUGAAACUACUAAAACAGGCAAGACAAAAUGAAGACAGUCAGUUGAUAAUGUCAUUAUUACGAAGUGGACUCAUUCGGAAUUUUGGAGGUAUAGCCCAAAAGAGGCUAUACUUGAAGAGUUAUAUGGGUACGAAAUUUAAAAUAGAGGAAUACUUGAAUGAAGUAUUGAACUGUUUGGAUUACCUUAGUGAAGCCUUGAAUAAUGACAACGAUCAAUUUAUCAUGAAUAGUAAACAAUUGAAGUUGGAUUUUUUUCAUGAUGCUCGACAAUCGUUUGGACGUACUGCUUUGUUAUUGCAAGGUGGUUCUUUAUUUGGGUUGUGUCAUUUGGGUGUUGUAAAAGCAUUAUAUUUCAAGGGCUUAUUACCUCGAUUAAUUGGUGGUAGUGCAGUUGGAGCUGCUGUGGCUUCAUUAGUCUGUACUUUAACUGAUAAAGAGUUGAUUCCUAUAUUGGCAAAUAUUGGUGACUUGAUGAAAAACAUUGAUUUGUUAAACCAUGAAAUUGAUGAGAGAUACGGAAAUGUUGUUGAAAAUGUUGUCAAAAAGGGUUAUUCACAAGAUAUUCUUUUGUUUCUUAAGUUUGUACGUGAUACCAUUGGUGAUUUAACUUUUGAAGAAGCAUAUAUGAAAACAGAAAAGAUUUUGAAUAUUGUUGUUCACCCAACUAAUCAAUGUGUUCCUUCUUUGCUCAACUAUAUAACCACUCCGAAUAUUAUCAUUUGGACAGCGAUUUACGCAUCUAUUGGGACUGGUGUUUUGUCAGAUGAUGUUGCCCUUUAUGUUAAAGAUUUCAAUAAUGAAAUUGUCUUGCAAAACCCUGAUAUCGAAGUAAAAUUCCUUAAACCUCAGGAUGUUACGUAUCACCAACAAUACUUCAAAUCUAAAACCAAAGGAAGUACAACAACUAAUCAUGAGGGUGAAAAGGUAACCAUGUUUUUACAACAACAACAGUCACCAUACACAAAAUUGACAGAAUUAUUUAAUGUUAAUCACUUUGUCAUCAGUUUAGCCAGGCCAUAUUUAGCACCUUUAAUAAGCAAUGAUUUGAAACACUAUCAUUCAUACGGAAAGAUUAAGUAUGAUACAACAAAAAAAGUUAGAACAUCCUCAGGAGGAGAAAUCAGUAAAAAAGAUAUUGAAAAAUACGCCAAGGACACCAGCUAUAACUUGAUGAAGAGAAUAAAGACGAUUAUAGGUUUAGAAAUUCAACAUAGAUUAAUGGUAUUGAAUAAGUUUGGAAUGUUGCCUGAUCUCAUGAAACGUUUUUUCAUUGAUGAAAAACCAUCAACAUUGCAAUCAUUAAGUUCAAUUAGAGAAGUCACGAUAGUUCCUGAAUUGAGAUAUUUGAUGCAGGAUUUUGGUAGAGUAUUUGAUGUACAUAAGACUUUUGAAAAUAUACCUUAUUGGGUGUUAGUUGGAGAAAGAUCAGUUUGGCCAUUAUUCCCAUUAUUAUGGACUAGAUGUGCAAUUGAAUUUGCAUUAGAUGAUUUAUACAACAUACAUAGAAAAAGAAAUUAA
This is a messenger RNA of Candida tropicalis MYA-3404, 1581 nucleotides long. RefSeq names its product bifunctional triglyceride lipase/lysophosphatidylethanolamine acyltransferase. The record is from RefSeq and is a predicted model, not a curated record. The transcript has a single exon. Gene Ontology annotation, molecular function: triacylglycerol lipase activity. Gene Ontology annotation, biological process: lipid metabolic process. Bases 1 to 1581 code for a protein of 526 amino acids. Lineage: Eukaryota; Fungi; Ascomycota; Pichiomycetes; Serinales; Debaryomycetaceae.